CGAAAUCGGAAUAUCGGGAGGUUCGACGUCGGAGCGCUGCGGAAUUUUUACUCUGCGAUCGAAGACAAAAGUUGUUGCUGCUGCGCGCGUGUAGUCGAAGGGAAACAUAAACAAAAUCAAGCAGACCUAGGAACAACUUUAAGCACAAAUCACAGUUUUGACUCUUUUACAACUGUUCUGUCGAUAGCGCGCGCGCGGUGAAGUUUCCCACGUAAAACCCCAGAAAUCACAACAAAAAAGCUAAAGACGUUACCAACGUUACGCACGCGUACAAUUACAAGCAAACCACAAAAGUCCAGCUAAAGGUGUUUCAUAUGCAGACCCGAGUGAAAGUGGCAUCAAAUCGAUGAAACACAACAUCAAAUAGCCGAUUUUAGGCCGUUUUUUGUGCAACUACCUGUUCUGCAACAACUACAACUACAGCUAUAACAACAACAACUACAAAAUCUAACUGUUGCGCUCCGCCGGCUAUCUCCGUCUCCCUCGCUCCCAAGCGCGCGUGUGUGUGUGUGUGUCUGCUUGUGUGUGUUUCUCCAUGCAAUUGUUGUUGUGGCUGUGCGCCAAGUGCAAAUAAUUCGUUUCUUUUGUUUUUAACCAAAUCCAUGUCCCGUUAACCGCUGAAGUCAGUCGCCUGCUCCAAUUGGAUAAGCAAAUAUAUUUCAACAGUUGCAGUUCUUCUUCCCCCAAAAUGGCUCCCAUGCCCCGCAUCCAGUUGCCCAAUGGCAGUGCUUCGAUAAAGGCCAGCACAAAUGAUUUUCUCUUUGCGGAGACAAUGUCCGGGGACAGUAGCCCCACCCCCAGCAGUCCGCCCUCCAGCACAGCGGGCGUUGCCAAAUCCCAGUGUUCGUCGCUCUCCGAUGGCGAAUCCUUCGAGGGCUAUGGCGAAAAUGAGUAUCCCACCCAACUUCGUGACGGUCGCAGCAGCAAUUCCAAUGGCAGCGACAACAACAGCAAUAUUAUAAACAAUAACAAUAAUAAUCUCAGUGUGGGCAAUACGAGCUCACAGCACAACCACAGUGGUCACUCGAACGACGGAAAUAACAAUUUGAACGGCAGCACUGGCAUCGAACUCGAUUUGGCCCCGCACGUGGGUUCAUCAACACCCCAAGAUGAUGACGAGCUGAACAUAAUGCCCCGGGACAACUGGGCCAGGCGCAGUCUGAGGCGAACUCCCACCAGCAAUCCUGAUAGUUUAUCCCAGCGUCGUUGGGGAUCCAUGAGACACUCCGGUCGCAGACAGAUCAGUUCAAAUGCCUUAGCCAGCCAACUCUACAGAUCAUCGAGCUUUAACUCUUCGGGCCGAAGUUCCAACUGUGAUACAACUGAAGACAUGUACAGCGACAUUAGCUUGGAGAAUCGUCAUGACUACGAUUACAGGCUGGAACUGCUGCAGCGCAAGGUGGACGAUCUGUCGGAUACGCAGAAUAUAGCUGAGGAUCGGACGACCCGCACCAAGACAGAAUAUGCUGUGCUCCAGGCCCGAUAUCACAUGCUCGAGGAGCAGUACCGAGAGUCGGAACUGCGUGCCGAAGAGCGUUUGGCCGAGGAGCAGAAGCGGCACCGCGAGAUCCUGGCCCGCGUGGAGCGCGAAGCCUCGCUGCAGAACGAGAACUGCCAGAUGAAGAUCCGGGCCACCGAGAUCGAGGCUUCGGCGCUGCGGGAGGAGGCCACCCGAUUGCGUGUCCUGUGCGACAAGCAGGCCAACGAUCUUCAUCGCACCGAGGAGAAACUGGAACUAGCCCACGAUCAGAUUAGCGCGCUGCAGCAGGAGGCCGAGGAGCAGGCGCAGGCCCUGCGCCGCCACGAGCAGGAGAAGAAGUCCGCCGAGGAUCUGAUGGUGGAGCUGGGCAACGAGCUGCAGCGUGCCCGCGAGGAGAGCGGAGCCCGGGCGAUGCCGACCACGUCGCCGGAGAGCAUAAGACUGGAGGAGCUGCACCAGGAGCUCGAGGAGAUGCGCCAAAAGAAUCGAUCACUCGAAGAGCAGAACGAGGAGCUUCAGGCCACGAUGCUGACCAACCAGGCCACCAUGCUGACGAACGGCGUGGAGCAGGGUCGCCAUCUGCUGAACGGCACCCUCAACAGCUUGGCCCAGGAGCUGGAGGAGAUGUCACAAGCCCAGGAUUCUGUGGAUUCAGCCACAUUAGCAUCCUUAAGUCAGCUGCAACAGGCCUUCCAGGAAAAGGAGGACGAAAAUGUUCGGCUCAAGCACUACAUUGAUACCAUUCUACUCAACAUCGUGGAGAACUAUCCCCAGUUGCUGGAGGUUAAGCCCAUGGAGCGGAAGUAAUGCAGCCAACCGGAAGAACAAACCAAUCCCUAGGCACUCGAUAGAGUACCACAACCACCUAUCAUUAACUAAAAUGAAUAAACUAACAAAACCAUACUGUAUGUUAACUUUUUAAGCUACACUCUAUACAUGUAUUUAUGCCUAACUUAAGUCGUAACUUAUUUUAUAACAAUUUAAUGUAGUUUUUUAAACCAAAACAACACAGAGAACACAAAGAUUGCAUGUCAAAAUGAUGAAAAAAGUCCUUAAUUCGAUUAGAGAAUGUUUUGUAAAAAGAAAGUCUUAAAUUGUGUACGAGUAAAAGUUUAUUUUCCCUCGUUUCUAGUUUGAGUUUUGUAUAGUGCGUGUUGUCGAUCCCUAAAGAUAUUACUUAUAAAUAUUGUUAGAUCCUAAGUCUAAAGAGCUCGUUUAAUCUUUACUGAAAUGGAACCCAAUAAUUUAUUGAUAAUUGCUGGAAAAUCUGAUUGCGAAUGUGUGUAUGUAUGCAUUAAAUGAGAUUUUAUGAAGUGUUAACGUUUGGUAGGAGAUAUUUUCCAAUUUUGUUAAGGCAGCUAAGAAGGUUUUUCCAUAUUUCCUAUCUGUUCCAUAUUUGUUUUGUCUACUUAUAGACCCUUCUUAGUUCGCCUCUAAAAGUAGUUACAAAAGAUCUAUCAAAAAAUUUGCGUUUAUGGUAUGGACAAUCCCAGGAUACGAAGAAGGAGAUUUAGUUUGAUGAGGAUCGAAGGAAAGCAAUUAUCACUAGAAGCGAGUUAUUCAACUGAGAACUUAUAUCUUAACCCACAAACAUAUGUCAAUGUAUAGCACAGUUAAAACUAAUCAUACUCUGCAUAUAUAACCCAACAUGUAAUGGACACAAUGUGCAAACAAUUAGGGACAGCACAUGAACAGGUGUCCCCUAGGAGCUCCAAACGAAAGCGAUCCCUAAUAGUCUAAGCAACAGAACAACUCAAGCGGUCAACCAUAAAAUAGUUAAUGUAAUAUCCAAGAAAACUCGAGAGUCGAUGUGAAAUCGUUAAUCAAAAUUUAAUUGCCUUAAAUGGAAGUUUUUUAAAGUGUGUUAAGCCCUAGAUAACUCUAACAAAAAAGUCCAAACGUUUAAACACCUACUUAAUAGUAUGGAAUUUUAAAUGUAAUUUACCAGAUGCAAGUCGCAGAAUUUGUAUCAAAAUAAAAAGAAGAAUAUUUUACAAACAAA
Molecule: messenger RNA, 3482 nt
Organism: Drosophila biarmipes
Lineage: Eukaryota; Metazoa; Arthropoda; Insecta; Diptera; Drosophilidae
Gene: nuf
Product: rab11 family-interacting protein 4B
Exons: 12
Coding region: 689-2287 (532 amino acids)
Biological process (GO): regulation of cytokinesis; endocytic recycling
Cellular component (GO): midbody; recycling endosome membrane; cleavage furrow
Source: RefSeq, a predicted model, not a curated record